Molecule: messenger RNA, 1183 nt
Organism: Daktulosphaira vitifoliae (grape phylloxera)
Lineage: Eukaryota; Metazoa; Arthropoda; Insecta; Hemiptera; Phylloxeridae
Gene: Zfrp8
Product: programmed cell death protein 2
Exons: 6
Coding region: 123-1136 (337 amino acids)
Cellular component (GO): nucleus; cytoplasm
Source: RefSeq, a predicted model, not a curated record
ACUUCUUAUCUUGAUAGAAGGUUUUAAUCUCACGUGGUUAGAAUUUGUUUUGAAUCAAAUUCCGGAAGAAAAUUGUAAUUAAUUAUUGUUACUAUAAUUUUGUUUGGCUAAAAUAAUUUAUUAUGGCAUCAGUCGUGUUAGGAACUAUUAAUAGAAAUGCUUAUGUUGAUAAGAGUAAACUUACAAGUCGAUUUUUUCCGUCUAAAGUUGGUGGAAAGCCAGCUUGGUUGGACCUAAGAUAUAUUUUGGAGGCUGAAAAAAUGAUAUGUACAAAGUGUAAAAUUCCACUCGUAUUUUUGUGUCAACUUUAUGCUCCAAUAGAUGAACCUGGUUUUCAAGGGCAAUGCUUCCACAGAAUGUUAUUUGUAUUUUUUUGUAAUGAUUGUAUAAGUGACAGGACAUUUUUAGUGUUACGAUCCCAACUAUCUAUUAAGAAUGAUUACUAUUCAGAUGCUCCACCUAAAGUCAACGAUCCUGAGAUAACAUCUGAAUCAUGGGAUGUGAAACUUUGUAAAAUAUGUGGUUGUAAAGCUACUGUAGAGUAUGAAAACAUGUAUUGCAGUUUGUAUCAUAAAAAAUUUGAUAUUAGUAGCGAAUCAACAGAUAAAAAAAUUGUAAUUUUACCAGAAUAUGAAAUAAAUGAGGAUGUAGAUGAUGGUUCUAGUGAAAAUGAUGAUGAUGAGUCUUCAAAUAAUGAUGAAAGUUCUGAUGAAUAUUGUGAGGACACAAAUAAUUCCAUUGGUACUCUACAUGAUAUAGAAAAUAUAGAUGAAGCUUUAUUAGAAAUGGCAUAUAGUGGUGAUAAAGAUGAUGUAUAUUUUGAAAAAUUCAAAAAUACAAUUGCUUCUGUCCCAGGACAAAUCAUCAGGUAUGACCGUUUGGGAAUACCAUUAUGGAUAUGUUCAAAAUGUAUUCCUCAGUCGAAUGAAAUCCCUCCUUGUUCAUAUUGUGGAAGUGAAAGGCAAUUUGAAUUUCAAAUAAUGCCACAAAUAUUGUAUUACUUGAAAUUACCAGAAAUACCAGCAAAAGAAUCAUUUAAUUUUGGUGUAUUAGCUAUAUAUACAUGUCCAAAAAGUUGUAAUACCAAUAACAAACAAUAUCAGGAAGAGUUUUUAUGGCAACAAAGUGCUUUGUAAUAAUCAUUUGUAUUGAAUACUAUUAAAUUAAUAUUAUUAUUCAUGUA